GUUGAAUCUCUGUCUACAAAAACAAGAUAUAGAGUCGAAACGUGGCAUUGAAAUCAAUCACCAACAUGAGCUGCUAUAAAGACGCUGAAUCCAUUGUCAAGCCAUUCCUGGAGCAGCAUCGUAAGGAUUACAACGAAGGAAAUUUUGACAAGCUCGCUGAAUACUACCAUCCAGACGCUAUCCUGGUCGUGGCUGGGAAGAAAGGAACAUAUGGAAGAGAUGCUAUCAAGCAAGAGAAGAUGGAAUACAGUGAGCGUACAGGAAAAGCUAGCCAUGGUUCCUUAAAGCUUUCCAACGAAAACUAUCAGAUGACGGAUGAUUUCAUCUUCUACUGUGGAGAUUCCGAAUACCAGACAGAAAAGGCUGGGAAGCUCAAGGCAAAAUUCUCCAAAAUCUUCAAGAAAACGAAUGGGAAGUAUCUACUCCUGCGCGAACAAUGGAACUUGGAAGAAUGAGCGGCUACAUAAUCUUCUUUUAUACAAAUGAUAAUAAAGGCUGAUCAGAUGAAUAAUAAUAUGCUAUCAACU
Messenger RNA from Cylicocyclus nassatus, 527 nucleotides. Lineage: Eukaryota; Metazoa; Nematoda; Chromadorea; Rhabditida; Strongylidae. The record is from the annotation of a GenBank genome assembly.